GUGAAAGCCAUGAAGGGUUAUGAGCCCCGUUCAAGCUCUUCUUGUGCAGCUUGCAAGUUAUUGAAAAGAAGAUGCAUACCCAAUUGUAUUUUUGCACCAUACUUUCGCUCUGAUGAGUGUAAGAAAUUUGCAAAGGUUCACAAGGUAUUUGGAGCAAGCAAUGUAAGCAAGAUCCUCAUUGAAGUCCCAGAAGAACAGAGAGAGGACACGGUGAAUUCUCUUGCUUAUGAGGCAGAGGCAAGGCUAAGAGACCCAGUUUAUGGAUGCAUUGGUGCCAUAGCACUUUUGCAAAGGAAGAUGGUGGAGCUUCAACAUGAUCUUGCCAUUGCUAAGGAUCGUCUUGCUCGUUGUCAUGCUGCUUCUGCUUCUGCUACUGCUGCUACCAUAUCUUCUUCUGCUGAUAUCUUGCAUGCCCAUGUUACCUUGCCUCCAUUCCCUGACUUUUCCACUUGCAGUGAUUUCAAUGAUAUCUUCUGCCACAACUCUUCAUCUCAAUUAUUGACAAGACAUGAAGCGGUGGAUGAUUUCAAUCAAAUCCCAUAUAAUAUUUUAAUGUUAUGAAAUGUUAUUGUCCCCUUUUUAAUGUAAUUGUUAUGAAUCUUUAGAUCAAUCAAAAAGAAGCUACUCUGUUGUAUAUGUCAAGUGAUCUCAACAAAACAUGUAUUAAUUACUAUGUGUCAAAUUUCACAGUUCCUAUACUAUUACAGGAAUUAGGAACUGCUUGAAAAUUAAGGGUAUGUUGGCCUUUUAGUUUCCCUUUUGUAAUAACACUAGGAUUUUCAUUGAUGGUGCUUCUUCCUCUUGCAUAAUUUUGCAAAGUGACCAUGAAACUCUUCUCCGAUCAACUCUUU
This is a messenger RNA of Gastrolobium bilobum, 851 nucleotides long. RefSeq names its product LOB domain-containing protein 21-like. The transcript has a single exon. The coding region runs from base 10 to 561 and encodes 183 amino acids. The record is from RefSeq and is a predicted model, not a curated record. Lineage: Eukaryota; Viridiplantae; Streptophyta; Magnoliopsida; Fabales; Fabaceae.